Molecule: messenger RNA, 2589 nt
Organism: Phacochoerus africanus (Common warthog)
Lineage: Eukaryota; Metazoa; Chordata; Mammalia; Artiodactyla; Suidae
Gene: TFCP2
Product: transcription factor CP2
Exons: 15
Coding region: 708-2216 (502 amino acids)
Biological process (GO): positive regulation of transcription by RNA polymerase II
Cellular component (GO): nucleus
Molecular function (GO): DNA-binding transcription activator activity, RNA polymerase II-specific; RNA polymerase II cis-regulatory region sequence-specific DNA binding
Source: RefSeq, a predicted model, not a curated record
UCGCCGGACGGACGAAGGAAGAGGGCGCCAUGAUUGGUUGGCGCUGGGGCGGCGGGCGGUGGAGGAGCCUGGCGAGUCAGGGUUUCAAGCCAGCGCUGGGCUUUCUCCAUCCUUGUUUCGAGGCCCUGGGGGGGCUGCAGAGGGUGGGGAGUCAGCUCAGCGGAAACCUAGAUUUGGUUCUAAGAGCCAUGGGAGUGAGAAGGGGUGACCGGAAGUGAUCUUGGGACUGACCGGAAGAGAGGCCUGGAGGGGGAAGAGAGAGUGGAUCCCGGGAGGGAGGGGGCUACUAGCAGAAAGGGGCGGGGGAAAGGUGCAAAAGCGGCGUGGGAGUGCUGAGUAGGCGGCGGGUUGCUCCUGCGAUUCUGUUUGGAAAGUAGCGAGUGACCACCGCGAGCACAAGAGAGUGCGAGGAGUCCAGAGUUGCCUCUUGGCAGUCUGGAAGAGUUAAGUCAAAGGACCCUCUCUUUGCUGCAGAGAGCUGGUGGGUAGGGAUUUUGGAAGUCACGGAAGCCAAGAGCGAGGACUCCAGGGUUCGGGAGAUUGUGUGGGCUUUGGGGGUCGGGCUUGGGGGUGGCUCCUGGGUACUGCGUGGAAGAUCUUGGUUUGUAGUUUUCUACAGUUCUUGCAGUCUUGCCCCCGUUGGGUAGAAUCACACUACUCGCCUUUCUACAAGAAACGGUGUCUUCUGGGGCAAGGAAGGAGCCAGGAUGGCCUGGGCUCUGAAGCUGCCUCUGGCCGAUGAGGUGAUUGAAUCCGGGCUGGUGCAGGACUUUGAUGCUAGUCUAUCCGGGAUCGGCCAGGAACUGGGUGCUGGUGCCUAUAGCAUGAGUGAUGUCCUCGCAUUGCCCAUUUUUAAGCAAGAAGAGUCCAGUUUGCCUCCAGAUAAUGAGAAUAAAAUCCUACCUUUUCAGUAUGUGCUUUGUGCUGCCACCUCUCCAGCAGUGAAACUCCAUGAUGAAACCCUGACAUACCUCAAUCAAGGACAGUCUUACGAAAUCCGAAUGCUAGACAAUAGGAAACUUGGAGAACUUCCAGAAAUUAAUGGCAAGUUGGUGAAGAGUAUAUUCCGCGUAGUGUUCCAUGACAGACGACUGCAGUACACUGAACACCAGCAGCUGGAGGGCUGGCGGUGGAACCGACCCGGAGAUAGAAUUCUUGACAUAGAUAUCCCAAUGUCUGUGGGUAUAAUCGACCCUAGGGCUAAUCCCAACCAACUAAAUACAGUGGAAUUCCUCUGGGACCCUGCAAAGAGGACAUCUGUGUUUAUUCAGGUGCAUUGUAUUAGCACAGAGUUUACUAUGAGGAAACACGGUGGAGAGAAGGGCGUGCCAUUUCGAGUACAAAUCGACACCUUCAAGGAGAAUGAGAACGGGGAGUACACUGAACACCUGCACUCAGCCAGCUGCCAGAUCAAAGUCUUCAAGCCCAAAGGUGCAGAUAGAAAGCAAAAAACAGACAGGGAGAAAAUGGAGAAACGAACACCUCACGAGAAGGAGAAAUACCAACCGUCCUAUGAGACGACGAUACUCACAGAGUGUUCUCCAUGGCCUGAGAUCACGUAUGUCAAUAAUUCCCCAUCACCUGGGUUCAACAGUUCCCACAGCAGUUUUCCUCUUGGAGAAGGAAAUGGUUCACCGAACCACCAGCCAGAGCCGCCCCCUCCCGUCACAGAUAACCUCUUGCCAACAACUACACCUCAGGAGGCUCAGCAGUGGUUGCAUCGAAACCGUUUUUCCACAUUCACAAGGCUUUUUACAAACUUCUCAGGGGCAGAUUUAUUGAAACUAACUAGAGAUGAUGUGAUCCAAAUCUGUGGCCCUGCAGAUGGAAUCAGACUUUUUAAUGCAUUAAAAGGCCGGAUGGUGCGCCCAAGGCUAACCAUUUAUGUUUGUCAGGAAUCCUUGCAGUUGAGGGAGCAGCAGCAACAGCAGCAGCAACAGCAGCAGAAGCAUGAGGAUGGAGACUCAAAUGGUACUUUCUUCGUUUACCAUGCCAUCUACCUAGAAGAACUGACAGCUGUCGAACUGACGGAAAAAAUCGCUCAGCUUUUCAGCAUUUCCCCAUGCCAGAUCAGCCAGAUCUACAAGCAGGGGCCAACAGGCAUCCAUGUGCUCAUCAGUGACGAGAUGAUACAGAAUUUUCAGGAAGAAGCCUGUUUUAUUCUGGACACAAUGAAAGCAGAAACCAAUGAUAGCUACCAUAUCAUACUGAAGUAGAUGUGGGGCAUUUCGACCUCAGUGGCUGCUGCUUCCUUCACCUGUUGGAAACUCCCCUUUCGAAGGGGAUCCCAAAUGGAGAUUCGAAGGGCUGCAGGAAUGUGACCCAUCCGACUGUGUGUGUGAGAAUCCAGGCCGUGGAGGCAGAAUCCCAGCCAUCCUUGUGGGCCCAAGCUCUUGUGACACACACUUGAUAACUGCCCAACAUGCAUUUCUGCAACUAUUUCUUAGUCAGAACUUCUGGACGCCAUUGUUGAAUAUCAGUAGAAACUCCGUAUCAUUUAGAAUGUAUGUAGGGCAUAAGGAUGAUAAGAACUGUAUGAUGCUUAAUGGAAAAAUGUUAAAUUUUGUGGUAUGAAGCCAUGUAAUUUUU